CAUCUGCCUUGGUUUCUAUUAUCAUGAGCAUCUCCAGAGUUAUCGUGACAGCGUUUCCUCCCUGAUGAAAGACAGAGACCUUCUGAAAGCAAACCUCUCUGAAAUGGCUGAAAAGCUGAACAGACUUCACAGACUUUUCAAACAAAACAAAACGUGUCCAGCUGGAUGGAGCAGGUUCAGUUGUUCAUGUUACAUCUUGUCAAAUCGGUCCAGCCCCUGGCAUGAAGGCAGAGAGUUCUGCAGGAACAGAGGAGCCGAUCUGGUGGUGAUAGAAAAUAAUGAAGAACAGGAAUAUCUCUCUAAGUUCACUGACAAACCAUUUUGGAUGGGUCUGAAUUCUGAAACAGGGAUUUGGAAAUGGGUAGACGGAAGUCCAUUAAUUCUGACAAAAUGGGCGACAGGUCAACCUGAUAAUGGUGGUGGAAAACCAGAAUACGGUGAGGAGAACUGUGCCCAUGUCAAACUCAAUAAAUACUGGAAUGACUUAUCAUGUAAAGUUUAUCUGCGGUGGCUCUGUGAAAAGCUGAUUUAAUACUGUUAUCUGAUUUACAUGAAGAUCUCUGUGCUCUCUGUGCUUCCCCUCUCAAUUUCUUCAAGGCAUCAAAACACUCACAACAUCUGAUAAAUUUCACAGAUGCAAGUCUUCUUUAGCUGAACAACAAUCAAGUUUAGCAAUGGAUCAUCACUAAACAAACCCCUCCUCCAGACCUGACAUACACUUAAAGCCCAAAUAACUGGAACGUCACCAGAUUUGGGGCAAAUAAGUAAAGUUAUUCACAUCCAGUUGAAGGAAGCGUUUUUUAAAGACAACUUCUAUAAAUCCUUGAUUUAAUACAUUUUCGAUGUAAUUACCUUAAAGGACAACAAUUUGCAUUUUAAGUCUAUAUUUAUUAUACAGUUUGAACGUUGUGAAUGUUUUGAUAAACAUAAAAAACUCUUUGCCACCUUCCAAAUAUUUUUUGGUAUUAACUGUAAUUCAGUGUAAUUCAUUGAAUUUGUGAGCAUAAAAAAAAAGAAAAAAAUAUAUGUUUUUUCUCUUUCCAGUAACUUUGUAUAGUGUCUGUUUUUUAAUGGUAAAAUGACUCAUUUGCAAAAGUCUAAUUUGCACAAUAGCUGCUGUACUUUUCUUUAACUUCCACUGUACUGUUUCAAUAAUAAUUAUUUAUUUGUUGUGAUCAUAUCCUCACUGGAGUAAAUAACUGGAAUGUUCAGACUUUCUGUCAUUGAAAUGUAUUUGCACUUGUCUUUGGUGGAUGGUGGAUUUGUCAGAUAAUGCUGUGGUUGUGAAUCGUCUAUGGUUUGGAAAAAAGUGAGAAUGAUGGCUGGAGGUGGUG
This is a messenger RNA of Melanotaenia boesemani (Boeseman's rainbowfish), 1334 nucleotides long. RefSeq names its product asialoglycoprotein receptor 2-like. The transcript has 5 exons. Bases 65 to 532 code for a protein of 155 amino acids. NCBI's taxonomy places the organism in Eukaryota, Metazoa, Chordata, Actinopteri, Atheriniformes, Melanotaeniidae. The record is from RefSeq and is a predicted model, not a curated record.